UGGAUGUGGCAACCCUGCUUGCGUUAUACGUGUUUAUCUGAAGCAUGUCGUGGAGGUGCAGUGUCCCUGGAUGUGGGAAACGCAAACAGGCCAAAGUUAAAGGCGUCGUUUUUCACCGUUUCCCUGAAAAAGACUUGGAGCUUUGCAGUAAAUGGUUAGCGGCUAUCGGGAAGGUUGUAAACAAAACGGAGAAGAAAUACGCGUAUUUACGAGUGUGUAGCCAACAUUUCAGACCUGACGACUAUGAGAGGGAUUUAAAGGCUGAAUUACUGGGAUGUCCACCAAAAAAGGUUUUAAAGAAAACAGCAAUUCCGACUUUAUUCCAGACAAAACGCAAGCCGGGUAGAAGACCUUCUCAGAUCCAUAUUAAAAGUCAACCUGAGGGGUUUUCUGGAAAAGAAAAUGCACCUGCUUCAGUCACAACAUGUUCUGAGGUGGAAGAGAGCUCAUGGAUUAAAGCGGUCAAAAGCCUUCAGACUCCUCAAGGAUGUAACAUUUUUAGGAGCAAUGAGGUGAUUGUGAACACACAGUGUUUGCUGGAUCUCUUCCAGUUCUGCUGGCUUUGUCAUAAAGAGUGCUGUAUUACCAUUGAGGGCAAUGAGAGGCUGUUUUCAGUCACACAAGACUGUCAGAGCUGCAGCUACCACAGAGACUGGAGGAGUCACCCGCCUUCAGCUGAACCUACUCAGAUCAUUCAUACUGAGAUAGAACAUUCACUGAAGCAUGAAGACGACGAGGAGGUUGUGGUUCAGAUUGUGUCAUCUGAUAAUGAGUGCAGUGAGCAGGUGUUUAUCGAAAAGGAUGGGUCAUAUUUACGUAGUGAUGAUGACGAAGCAAGUCUGCAGGAAGAAGAUGUGAGAAAGAAAAGAAAGAGAAAGUUUAAUAGUAAAGACAGCUCUGAUGAGUGGGAGCCAUGUUUAGACGAAGAAGCCACAGACUCUGAUGUGACCAUGGAUGAAGACAUGUUCACAGCUUUAAAGGAGGAAGGUCAGGGUAAACUUGUGGUGUGGUGUACACAAUGUGGGACCGAGGCCUCGCUCUCUUGUUCUGUCCUUCGACACAAGAAAGUCUUCUGCUGUGCUCAGUGCAGUGCAGGUGACGACAUUCAAACGCAUCGUAUCGAAACGCUUCCUGUUCGGUUUGAUGACGUCGCCAGUUUUCAGAAACAUGCCGAACAGGAGCACGGCUCCAAACCGUUCUACAAACUGUGUCAGGACUGUGGUAAGUUUGUCAUAGCAAACCCUGAAUCCAGAGGUUUAAAAAAACAUAAAUGUGAACACAAGUCUAAAUUCUUCAUCUGUCCAGAGUGCGGAAAAAGAUUCCUCACCGAAGUUGGCUUAAAGUCGCACCACACGCAGCUCCAUUCGGAUUAUGAUCACCCGUGUAAAUACUGUCUAAAGGUUUUCAAAACCAGAUCGGCAAAACUGGACCAUGAGCAGACUCAUCCUAAGGAAAAUCAACCGUACAGCUGUCCAGAUUGUCCAGAGAAGUUUAGCAGCAUUCACAAACGCAAUAACCACGUCUCAUCCCACAGAGGGCCACAUAAAUAUGCGUGUGAUGUCUGUGUGAAAGGCUUUAAGGAUAUUAACCAUCUGAGAAGGCAUGAACUUAUCCAUUCUGGAGAAAAGCCUUUCAAAUGCCAAACAUGUGAGCGUUCCUUUAACCAAAUGGACAACCUCACUUCUCACAUGCGUGUCCACACUGGGGAGAAACCUUUCACAUGUGAGCAGUGCGGAGUGUCGUUCAGUCACAACGUCAGCCUGAAGAACCACAAGUUGAGACGCCAUGAAUCUGGUUUGACUCAGGAAGUGGAAAUGAUAAAUGAUCUAGAAUAAGAUGUUUAUAAUAAAAGUCUAUUGAGGGUGCAUAUAUUAAGCAUGUAAUAAAUAAUAUUUUGCCUUUAACUCAGUUGUACUUUCUCUCUUGUGCCUGCACAAUAAACACAAAUUACAGAACCA
Tachysurus vachellii is the source of this 1958-nucleotide messenger RNA. RefSeq names its product zinc finger protein 835-like. The transcript has 5 exons. Gene Ontology annotation, biological process: regulation of transcription by RNA polymerase II. Gene Ontology annotation, molecular function: RNA polymerase II cis-regulatory region sequence-specific DNA binding; DNA-binding transcription factor activity. The record is from RefSeq and is a predicted model, not a curated record. The coding region runs from base 45 to 1835 and encodes 596 amino acids. Lineage: Eukaryota; Metazoa; Chordata; Actinopteri; Siluriformes; Bagridae.